Molecule: messenger RNA, 3548 nt
Organism: Anolis carolinensis (green anole)
Lineage: Eukaryota; Metazoa; Chordata; Lepidosauria; Squamata; Anolidae
Gene: tbc1d13
Product: TBC1 domain family member 13
Exons: 12
Coding region: 137-1339 (400 amino acids)
Biological process (GO): intracellular protein transport; activation of GTPase activity
Molecular function (GO): GTPase activator activity
Source: RefSeq, a predicted model, not a curated record
GCGAGGAGCCUGGCGCGGGAAAGCGAGCGAGCGAGCGGGAGAGAGAGAGAGCGAGAGAGAGAGAGAGGCCUAGGCCGAGGACGACGCUGGGCUCCUCUCCUCCUUUUCUCCCCUUUCUCCUUCCCUUUUUCCCACCAUGUCGAGCCUCCACAAGACCAGAAUUGCCGAAUUUCAGGAAAUCCUCAGCGAACCCAAUAUCAUGCUGGAGAAGCUUCGCGAGCUCUGCUUUAGUGGAGUUCCUUUUGAAGGCGGUUUGCGUUGUCUCUGCUGGAAGAUCCUCUUGAACUACCUCCCAGUCGAGAGAACGUUAUGGAGCUCUCUCUUGAAGAAGCAGAGAGAAUUGUAUGCCCAGUUUUUGAAGGAAAUGAUUAUCCAGCCUGGGAUCGCCAAAGCCAACCUUGGCGUCUCCAGGGAAGACGUGACACUCGAGGACCACCCGCUGAAUCCGAACCCUGACAGUCGGUGGAAUACUUACUUCAAAGACAAUGAAGUCCUGCUGCAGAUAGACAAGGAUGUCAGGCGGCUCUAUCCGGACAUGGCCUUCUUCCAGCGGCCCACCGACUACCCCUGCCUCUUGAUCCUCGACCCACAGAACGAGUUCGAGACCCUCCGCAAACGCGUGGAGCAGACCACCCUCAAGUCCCAGACCGUGGCCAGGAACAGGAGCGGCGUGACCAACGUGAGUUCUCCGCACAAAACGCCGGCCCCGAAUUCCUUGAGCGAAUACGAAGUCCUGCCCAACGGCUGCGAAGCCCACUGGGAGGUGGUGGAGCGGAUCCUCUUCAUCUACGCCAAGCUGAACCCGGGCAUCGCCUACGUCCAGGGCAUGAACGAGAUCGUGGGGCCGCUCUACUACACCUUCGCCACCGACCCCAACAGCGAGUGGAAAGAACACGCCGAGGCGGACACCUUCUUCUGCUUCACCAACCUCAUGUCCGAGAUCAGGGACAACUUCAUCAAGUCUCUGGACGACUCCCAGUGCGGCAUCACCUACAAGAUGGAAAAGGUCUACUGCACCUUGAAAGAGAAGGACAUGGAGCUGUACAUGAAGCUGCAAGAGCAGAGUAUCAAGCCCCAGUUCUUUGCCUUCCGUUGGCUGACGCUGCUGCUGUCCCAGGAGUUCCUCUUGCCAGACGUCAUCCGCAUCUGGGACUCGCUCUUCGCCGACGACAACCGCUUUGACUUCCUGCUGCUGGUCUGCUGCGCCAUGUUGAUACUCAUUCGGGACCAAUUGCUAGAAGGCGAUUUUACUCUCAACAUGCGACUUCUGCAGGAUUACCCCAUUUCAGACGUCCAUCUCAUUUUGAAGAAGGCGAAAGACCUCCAAGACGCCAAAUAGCCCCUCCGUGGUUCGAGAAAAGACUCCUUCUUUCCUGUAAUUUUUUUUUUAAAUGACUCUAUAGUUGGGGAAAUGAAACACAGAGCUCUCGAUGUGUUUCAUCCUCUGCGGAACAAAACAACGGCAUUAACGGAAGGACGCAAAAAAAAAAAAAACCAAACCAACCCAAUCUGGAAUUGCAAGAUGGGUUGGGAUUGAACCCAACGAGGAGUUGGGAGUUUUUGCUUACGUUUCCACUUUACCUGACUUUGGGGGAGGACGAUGCUGGGAAACGGCCUUAUCACCCCGCUGCCUUCGACAUUUACGGGCCCAAAGGAUGACAUUACAGCUCGUCCACUGCCUUUCCAAGGGAUCGGAAUCCACAAAAGAGGCUUCUCCGUUUCAUUCCACGCGGAUACGGGAUGUUUAUUUUCCUUCGGUAUCCGCGGUUGGCGGUAAGAUAGAGCAGGCAUCGGCAGACGUUGACUCUCACUCUCUCUGGGUGUUUUGGACUUCAACUCCCACCAUUCCUGGCCUCAGCUUAAGCAGCUGAGGGGAAAGAGGAAAGGGCCCGAGGCCAGGAAUGGUAGGAGUCCAAAACUACCGGAGAGAGAGGGCCAAAGUCUGCCCAUGCCCGAGAUAGGAGGGUAGCAUAUGAAUCCAUUCUGUCCACACUUGAGAGCUUUGUUCUCUAGGUUUGUAUGGGAUCAGGCUUGCUGUCCUUGUUUUGUCACUGGAUUUCGAUUGGACUUUAGCAUCGUAGAAGUGGUCCUUUUUGGCACAUUUCAUGGGAGCUAGUGUUGCGUCCUCUGUUUACAAAUGGAAUGGGAGUCGUGUCACAGGAGUUUGACCCGAAGCUGCAUCACCAUCUGCACAACCACGGGAGUUGGACCUGAAGCCGCAUCACGGGAGUGUUGCCCGAAGCCGUGUCACCGUCUGCGCGACCGCGGGAGUCAGACACGGAGCCGUGUCACCAUCUGCGCAACCACGGGAGUUGGACCCGAAGCCACAUCACUGUCUGAGCAACCGCAGGAGUCGGACCUGAAGUCGCGUCAUGGGAGUCUGACGUGAAGCCGCAUCACCAUCUGUGCGACCACAGGAGUCGGACCCGAAGCCGUGUCACUGUCUGAGCAAGCAUGGGAGUUGGACCCGAAGCCACAUCACCAUCUGCGCAACCGCGGGAGUCGGACCUGAAGUCGCAUCACGGGAGUCUGACCCGAAGCCGCAUGACCGUCUGCGCAACCAUGGGAGUCGGAUCCGAAGCUGCGUCACCGUCUGCGCAACCACGGGAGUUGGACCCGAAGCCACAUCACCAUCUGCGCAACCGCGGGAGUCUGACCCGAAGCCACAUCACCGUCUGAGCAACCGCGGGAGUCGAACCUGAAGUCGCAUCACGGGAGUCUGACCCGAAGCCGCAUCACCGUCUGCGCAACCACGGGAGUCGGACCCGAAGCCGCGUCACCGUCUGCGCAACCACGGGAGUCGGACCCGAAGCCGCGUCACCAUCUGCGCAACCACGGGAGUCGGACCCGAAGCCGCGUCACCGUCUGCGCAACCACGGGAGUCGGACCCGAAGCCGCGUCACCAUCUGCGCAACCGCGGGAGUGGGAACCGAAGCCGUAUCACUGUCUGCGCGACCACGGGAGUUGGACCGGAAGACGCAUCACCAUCUGCACGACCGCAGGAGUUGGACCCGAAGUCGUGUCACCGUCUGUGAGACCGGGAGUUGGACCUGAAGCCACAUCACCGUCUGCGCGACCACGAGAGUCAGACUCGAAGCCGUGUCACCCUCUGCGCAACCGCUGGAGUCAGAUCUGAAGCCGCCUCACCGUCUGUGCAACCACGGGAGUCAAACCCGGAGCCGCAUCACUGUCUGUGCAACCGCGGGAGUCGGACCCGGAGUCACAUCACCGUCUGCACAACCGCGGGAGUCGGACUCGGAGCUGCGUCCCCGUCUGCGCAACCACGAAGGCCUCUUUCCCAUCCAUCGAUUCACUUUUGGGUUUUGAAAAAAGAAAGAGGCCAAUCUAUCCCCGCUUGAGCCUCCGGUAUUUCUUUUGUUCUCUUCCUAAAAGUAUUUCCAGUCGUGUUGUGGACAUAAAACACCUCUCUUUUUUUGGUGUUCUCGUGUCUGUUUAGAGGGCUACGUUUCCUUGGAGCAAGGAGCAUACAAUCUUGUCUUCUUUUCAGUGUGUGAUGAUGCAGAUUGGAGUAAAUUUCUUUGGCAGAA